Messenger RNA from Tribolium madens (black flour beetle), 3402 nucleotides. RefSeq names its product symplekin (gene Sym). The record is from RefSeq and is a predicted model, not a curated record. NCBI's taxonomy places the organism in Eukaryota, Metazoa, Arthropoda, Insecta, Coleoptera, Tenebrionidae. The transcript is spliced from 9 exons. Gene Ontology annotation, cellular component: mRNA cleavage and polyadenylation specificity factor complex. Bases 154 to 3339 code for a protein of 1061 amino acids.
ACGUCAUAUUUGUCAUAACCUCAAUGUUUGGCUUUUCAAGAAUGGAUGAUGGGCUCACAUUUUUAAUUAAUUUGAUGCUUUAGACAUAACUAGCUUUGUUUUCUAAAUUUUGUUGCUUUAGUGGCAACAACCGAACAUUUUUUUGGUUAUAAAAUGGAAUUUUCUAUGGAUGAAGUUUCCGACGAGGAUUUAGUGACCCAAUGGAUAAAUAGUGCUGCAGUAGCCCGGUCUGCUGUAGAAAAGCUUGAAUACUUUCACAAAUUGCAGGAAGUUUUAAUUCGGAAGUCGCCCAAUUUGCUACCAAAAUAUUUACAAAACAUGCUUAAUUUUACGACUGAUAGAAAUGGGGACGUUAAAAAAGCAUUAGUUGGUUUUAUUGAAGAAAUAUGCAAAGUGCGUGAAUCUCUUUUACCUAAAGUAAUGCUAAACCUUCAUAUGCUGCUUUGUGAUGAAUCAAUAGCGGUUCAGAAGCGCGUAAUUCAAGCUUUAAUUAGUAUUUAUCGAAAAACUUUGGCAUGGUUGUGCAAGGCAUCUGUUAUAACAGAGGAAAUGGAAAACACUUGGAAGCAGUUGUCUGCUAUAAAAUUAGAGAUUGCAAAUAUGAUUGAUAGUGACAAUGAUGGGAUUAGGACUAGUUCAGUGAAAUUUUUAGAAUGUGUUGUGUUGUUACAAACAUAUCCUGAUCAAGAAGAGAACAAAAAACAAAAUGAUUUUUCACUUGAUGAUGUGCCUUUGACGUUAAAAUUAGCAAGAAGACGAAAAUUGGAAGAAGAAGCAAAUACUCUUUUCGAAUUACUUUUAAAAUUCCAUGGCUCUCCUCACAUUAGUAGUGCUAACUUAUUAACCUGUUUGGGGGUUGUUACCAACAUUGCGAAAAACCGGGCUGAAUUUAUGUCGAGAGUUGUCUCCGCCAUUGAAUCACUUUAUAAUAAUUUACCUCCAACUCUAACCACAACUCAAGUAAAUUCCGUGCGCAAAAAAAUGAAAUCUGAACUCGCUGGACUCAUUAAACAUCCGGCAGCUUACGAAUUUGUGGAGAAACUAACUCCGAUGCUCAUCGAUUUGGGUUAUUCCCAACAAGACAUUUUUAAAAUGGUACCCAAACCGGAUGAGAGACGUAAAUAUUGCAAGAGGACUCUCUCACUUGAGUCUCUCCAGAUCUACAACAAGAGACCUAGACUUGAUCCUCAAAUUGAAUUCGAUAAUGACACUAACGAUAGUGAUACGCAAACACUGCAGGAGUUGAAUGAGCACUUUGUAUCUGAAAAUUUUACGCUAGAAAGAGCCGUUCAAUUGGUUUUGUCUUCUAUGAGUAAACUACCAGCUACAAUGCCUCCUGAGUUUAGUAAAGAGUAUGGCAAGCAUGUUGAUGGUGGAAAAGUUGGGCAAAUUGACGUUUUGACAAAAAUUAUCGCAACUCAUUUAACUGAAGCUGGCAUUUCGCCGUCUUCUAAAAGUUUUGCAAAAAAGGUUGAGGAAAUCAAAUUGCAGGAGAAGGAAUUGGAAGAGGACAAGGAAGAGAAGGAAAAGGUUCACAAGAAGGAAAGAGCAAAGGUCCCCCGAAUCAAGACACUGAAACUCUCCGAAAUAACCAAACCAAUCGAGAAAGAAACAAAAGAGAAGCUUCUAAUAGGCUCGAUAAACCGACUUCUGACCGCCGACAAAACAGCCGCAAAAUGCUUGUACCAAAAACUAAUCACCACGAUCGCAGCUUGCUUCAGCCCCACUGUGAGACAAACAGUGUUGGCGUUUCUUUUAUCAGACUUGCGAACUCACAUAGACCUAGCCCUGGCGUGGUUAUUUGAAGAGUACGGAAUUUUGCAAGGCUUUUCACGAGUGCCCCCUUUACGCAAAGACACCAAAUUGGACAAAAGCUACAACAUCUUGCUUUGUACAUUUAUAAACGCUUGUAUGCACGACUCAGCCGUGCUUUGUCGAUUGUUUUUAGAAGCGCCUUUAAUAACAGACGAGGCUCUCGAAAAACUCCACCAGCUGUGCAGAGAUGAGAAGAAAUGUACAGCGGCUUUGGGGUUGUUACACGAUUUGACAGUCCGGAAGCCCCCCAAACAAUUAAUGUUCCUCAAUGCCCUCCUCUCGUACACAACAUACGAGUCGAGUGUGAUAAGAGAGUGUGCCAUCGGCCACGUUUUGGAGUUGCACAAGAAGGUGGAAUUGAGGUUGGUGAUUGAGGAGUUUGCGAGAAUGAAUUUGGAGUUUUUGAAGUUGCAAAGGCCACCGGAGAGUUUGUGCGGGUUUAGUCAAGGAAGACUAAAGAGUGAGACUUGGGGGGAUGAUUUUAUAAAAGCUUGUCUUAUUCCUUAUAUUUCUUUAUUGCCGGCCAAUGAGAGUCUUAUUCAUGAUUUGGCGAAGGUUUAUGUACAGACAGGGGCCAACAUUAAACGGAUUAUUUUACGUCUGCUUGAAACUCCAAUCAGAUCAAUGGGGAUGGAUUCACCUGAACUUCUAAAACUCGUCGAAGAGUGUCCCAAAGGCUCGGAGACUUUGGUCACGCGGGUUAUACACGUUUUGACAGAUAAGGGCCCCCCGAGUGCACAGUUGGUGCAAAGAGUCAGGGAGUUGUAUCAUACGAGAGUGUCAGAUGUCAGGUUUCUUAUUCCAGUUUUAAAUGGAUUAUCAAAGAAAGAAGUAAUUGCAGCUUUGCCAAAACUAAUCAAGUUAAAUCCGGUCGUUGUGAGGGAAGUCUUUAAUCGGCUUUUGGGCUUACAUGGUGACAGUCCAAUUACACCAACUGAACUUUUAGUCGCUUUGCACUUAAUUGAUUCGACGAAAGCCGACUUGAAAACUAUUAUUAAAGCCACAUCAAUGUGUCUUCAAGAAAAACAGGUUUUUACUCAAGAAGUAUUAGCGGUGGUUUUACAACAGUUGAUGGACCAAACUCCACUACCAACCCUUCUGAUGAGGACUGUAAUCCAAGCUUUGGGAAGUUAUCCCCGCUUGUCAGGAUUCGUGAUGAAUAUUUUGCAACGACUGAUCUUAAAACAGGUUUGGAAACAGAAAGUAGUGUGGGAGGGUUUUAUCAAAUGUUGUCAAAGAACAAAACCGCAAAGUUUUGCCGUUAUGAUGCAACUACCGCCGCCCCAGCUAUCUGAUGCUUUAUCCAUUUGCCCCGAAUUGAGAGAACCUCUAAAGGAACAUUUGCUGAAUUUUUCUGAAGGACAAAGGUCCCACAUUCCGCCCACAAUUCAGGAAAUCAUUUUAGGGAGUUACACACAAGCGCCACCUACGAUAGUCCCGCCGCCGGUGGUGACAACUCCCGAAGAACCGACUGCUGAGCCUCCGACAUUGGCCAACGAGCCUUUACCCCCCGGAAUGGAGUAAACAUCAAUUUAACUUUUAUUGUCCUUAUUUUAAUCACAAACGAAUAAAAACACUUUGUUUAAA